UCCAGAACUGUCAGAAUAUAACUCUCAUUAGACCAGACUGGAACCAGAGCAAGAUGCCUGACUCGUGUUCAGCUUGGGGCUGUAAGAACCGACGCACAAUCCAAACCAAAGCUCUGGGAAUUACCUUUCACAAGUUUCCCAAAGCGAAAGAGCUGAGGUUGCAGUGGGACACAGCUGUAAGAAGGGAAGGUUUUUUCACCAAAAAGUACGCUGUUGUCUGCAGUGAACACUUCAGACUGGAGGACUUUGAUAGUACAGGUCAGACUGUCAGGAUUAGAGAUGGAGCUGUACCGAUUGCCGUCAGUUUCCCGACUCAUCUCAAAAGACCAAUGACAACCAGGACAACACAAACCUCAAAGAGGGCUGCAGAGAGCCUGUCAGUGAAGACUGAACCUCUGCCUGAUGUUCCAGUAACAACCAGGAGUAUACAAACCUCAAAGAGGGCUGAAGAGAGCCGGUCAGUGACUGAACCUCUGCCUGAUGUUCCAGUGACAACCAGGACAACACGAGUCUCAAGGAGGGCUGAAGAGAGCCGGUCAGUGACUGAACCUCUGCCUGAUGUUGACCACACCUACGCGUUGUCUGCAUCUCCUGAGGAUCUGAAGGUCAGACUCAGUGAAGCCUUGGCGAGGGUGGAGAGUCUGGAGCGACAGGUGAGGAACCUGAAGGACCGAGAACGGAGGGCGAAGGCCGCGCUGCACGGCCUUCUGAAGCAUCUGAGAGGGACGCUCCCACCACCUCGCUCGGUAGUGAAAGGAGGACGUAACGUGAUCAGGACCAAAUGUAGAAAGAAGGCCAUCAGGUAGAGCUGAGGUUCUUUUACACUUUUACUCCGACCAUGGAUCAGUCUGUUGUGUUGUUUAGUAUUAAUAUAUGCUGCUUUUCAUGCCAUAUUUUUAAGAGGAAAGCCGUUCACUGCUUUAACUGUUCAAAAUAUCACUUAAUUGUUCAUAUUUGAAUCAUAUUGAGGACUUUUUGUUCCUCCUCAUGUUUUUUAUUUUUUAUUUUGUAGCAUAAAAGGACUACAUUGUUGUACAGUGACAAUAAAUGAACAUUGACUCUUGUAA
This is a messenger RNA of Sebastes umbrosus (honeycomb rockfish), 1067 nucleotides long. RefSeq lists its product as uncharacterized. Bases 54 to 806 code for a protein of 250 amino acids. The transcript has 6 exons. The record is from RefSeq and is a predicted model, not a curated record. Lineage: Eukaryota; Metazoa; Chordata; Actinopteri; Perciformes; Sebastidae.